Molecule: messenger RNA, 4166 nt
Organism: Mastomys coucha (southern multimammate mouse)
Lineage: Eukaryota; Metazoa; Chordata; Mammalia; Rodentia; Muridae
Gene: Itprip
Product: inositol 1,4,5-trisphosphate receptor interacting protein
Exons: 3
Coding region: 564-2234 (556 amino acids)
Cellular component (GO): membrane
Molecular function (GO): protein kinase inhibitor activity
Source: RefSeq, a predicted model, not a curated record
GCUGAGGACAAAGCUAGUCCACCAAAGAUAAAGGAAAGCCAGUUUCAAGCUUGUCCCACAGCAGGUGCCCCGAUGGGAGAUCAGCGUGGGGAAGUCUCUAGAGGACAAAAGGUCUCUUUAGAGUGUCCAAAAGGUCCUCUAGGGUCCUCUUCAAUGGUUAAACCCCCUGAUAUCUUCUCAUAGAGAGUAUGUCUCCCCUGUGCCCAUGUGCUCCACCCUGUAACAUGAUUAGAAGGGAGGCCCCUCAGAUGGCAUUACUGUUGCCAGGCAACACCUCCACCUUAAGGCAGACAGGAAGGGCAUAAACCAGCAUCAACUGUAAGACACAUGUUCCUGGGAAGGGCCCUAGAAGACAUAACUGCCACAGGUUUUAUUGCCGGAAGACACAUCCACUAAACAAAAUCCAGUGGAGGCAGAAAGUGGCAUUUGGGGCCUCAUAGCUCUGGUGGCUGAAGAACAACUCAGCUUACCUUAAAGAGAAAGGGCAUCUUUAUUGACUGGUCUGAUUGCAAAAAACAGAAGCAACGGUUUCAUCCACAUCUGGGUGCAGGAACACUGCAGCUAUGGCCAUGGAACUUUUCCGAGUCUGUCUGCUUAUGGUGACGGCCAUCAUCAACCACCCAUUGCUGUUCCCGAGGGAGAAUGCCACGGUUCCCGAGAACGAGGAGGAGAUCAUCCGCAAGAUGCAGGAGCACCAGGAAAAGCUGCAGAUGGAGCAGCUGCGCCUGGAGGAGGAGUUGUCACGUCUGGAGGCCGAGAAGGAGGCUCUGCAGCAGGUGGAAGAGGAGGAGGAACAGCAGCAGCCAGAGGCCCGCACCACCUUGGACCUCUGGAGCAUUCUCUGCAUGAUCCUCUUCCUGAUCAUCGAGGUGUGGCGGCAGGACCACCAGGAGGGGACCUUUCUGGAGUGCCAGGGUGGAGAUGAGGAUGAUCUGUCUGGACUAGGGUACACCCCGAUGCGGGGCCUUCCCCUUCCCAACAGGGCCACCCUGGACCACUUCUACGAGCACUGUAUCCGAAGCGCCACAGGGGAUGCCACCCGCACCAGGGAGUUUGUGGAAGGUUUCGUGGAUGAUCUGCUGGAAGCUCUGAGGAGUACCUGCAACCGGAACACUGACAUGGGGGUGGAGGACUUCAUUGGCGUGGGUAGCAUGUAUGAAAACUGUCAAGUGAAGAGGCCACUCCUGUGCCACCUGUUUGUACCCUUCAUACCCCCAGAGCCCUACAGCUUCCACCCAGAGGUCUGGUGCUCCAGCUUGCCAGUGCCCCUGGAGCGUCAGGGCUAUGGCCAGAUCAAGGUGACCCUGGCUGACGGGGACCCUCUAGGCUGUAUCUGUGGCAAGACCGAGCUUGAGGAAGAGAUGCUGUGUCUCCUCCAUGUAAAGAAUAGAGGGGCGUGGCCCAGCAGUGCUAAGAACAGUGAGGCGGAAGACUUGUGUCCCAGAGAGUCCUCCUAUCUAGAUGCCAUACAAAUCAUGAAGUGGUUCCAGAUGGCCCUCACCAGAGCUUGGCACCGCAUCGCCCACAAAUAUGAGUUUGACCUUGCCUUUGCCGAGCUGGACACCCCAGGGUCUCUCAAAAUCAGGUUCCGCUCAGGGAAGUUCAUGCCCUUCAUCUUGACUCCCGUGAUCCAGUAUAAUGACUCAGACCUGUAUUUCAUCUCACAAUUUUCCAAGGAGCCCCGCAGGGGAGCCCUAGCCUCCAGCACUGACUGGCUCCCGUCCUUCGCUGUCUAUGAGCGACAGUUCCUCCGGAUGGUAGCUAGGACUUUGCCAGAGGGUGCCUGCCACCUCAGCUGUUUGCAGAUCGCCUCCUUCUUGCUCUCCAAGCAGACCUGUCUGACAGGCCCCAGUGGGCUGAGUGACUACCACCUAAAAACUGCCCUGCUGCACCUCCUGCUGUCCCAGCAGGCCACUGACUGGAAGGCCAGCCAGCUGGACGUGUGCCUGCAGGAGCUCUUCAGCUUCCUGGAGAGGAGCCUGCUGGAGAAGAAGCUCCAUCACUUCUUCGUGGGCAACCACAAGGUGCCUGAGGCUCUGAAUCUCCCAGAGGUUGUGCGCAGAGCGGAGCCUGUCAACCUCUUCAGACCCUUUGUCCUGCAGCGGACUCUUUACCGGAACACAGUGGACUCCUUCUACGAAAUGCUUAAGAACGCCCCAACGCUCAUUAGUGAGUAUUCCCUCCAUGUCCCUUCGGACCGUGCCAGCCCGCCACCAAAAGCUGUCGCCUCAUAGAGUAUAAGAUUUGGGGGAAGAGGAGGGAAGAGAGCAUCCAGUGUGUCUACCUUAGUGGGCUCUGGUGACCUCACACGGGAAACACAGUAGGCCUAGAGGGAGCUGAGGCUCAGCUCCCCAGGAAGCCAGGUCCUACAGAGUGGAGAAAAGAAAAGUUACAACUAGACACUGGUUUGCCUUUCUGCCACGGGGGCUUGUGGGUAAAACCACUGGGUCUGGGCACCAAUCGUUCAUAGCUUCGUUUUUAGAUCACUAUGAAUGACUAAGACAGUGACGGAACGGUCUCUAGGUACUGAGUCAGAGAGAAUGCAAGCACUGAUUCGGAUGCCAUCCUUUCUGAAUCCCAGUCCACUCUGUGUGCGGAUCAAAGAGGAUCUGCAGGGAUGUUGCUGGGGUUCGGACUGAGACCCAGCACUCCACCCCAGGAACUCCAGGCCCCAGCCAUCUGCAGCUGAAUCAUGAAUGGGGACAGAUGUGGGAAUUCACAGCCUUCGAACCACAUCACGGGCAGUAAUAGAGGUCCCACAGUGACUGACUUGGCUAAAAGGACCUGGCCGAAGUCCGGGAGCCUGGUGGCUAAUGUCUCUGUUACAGAGAAAUGGGGCCUUGGUGGUGGAGUGUCUGAAGCUGGCCAGUUUCUCAGGCACACAUCUUACUCAGGUGCAUACCCCUCUCCCUGUCCCUUUACUCUUGUAUCAGGUCCCAAUCACCAUGGGUGCCAUUUACCACACUGGGGGCUGGUUUGGAAGCCCUCUCCUCUCCAUUGCUGAUCUUACCAGCCAGCAGUAUGGUAGAAGGGCACAGGUACUUGGCCCUUCAUGCCUGGCUUACACGUUGGCCCACUUUAAGGAAAGUUAAAGCGUCCUGGGGCCAGGCUUAUAUCUCUAACCCACCCUCAGGGUCCUGGUCAUAGGGAAGGGCAGGCUUGUAAGCCACAGGUGCUGUGAAAACCCAGCUCUGGUCCACAGAACCAGAGCAUCUCCUAGUUCCUAACCAAGAGGGCCUCACCCACUGCAUGUCUCCAGUCUUUUCUUUCACAGGCCAGGCAUCACCUCGUAUGUAGAUGACCCAGACUUAAAGAACACAGUGGAGGCUGGGCUCACUGGGGAUCUAUGUGAGUAGUUCAGGCGUAGCCUGCUUACCCAAAGGAGUACUGGGGGCCCCAGACAAGUACCAGAGCUUGAGGCUGGACUCCUGUCCAGGCCUGUUUCCCAGCAGCUUCUUUUCCACUUGACCUUGACCGGCUGUUUGGGACUCCUACUCCGAAUCUCCUUGGUAAUUUACAGUGGACCAAAGAAGAAACAUGGGUGAAGAAAGAGGUGGUGCCUGCUAGCCCUCCAGAAGUACAGGCAUCAAAAAACGGGCUUCCCAUCACCCCACACGUGCCUCCUGUGCUCUCAAAGAUCUCCAGAAGAUGGACCAUUUUGCCACCAAGGUUAAUUGGUGAUGGAGAGGGUACUUGAGUGCCAGCGGGGGUUAAACUGAACACGCCCGCUCCUGCCCCUCCGCAGCCUCAGAGUGACAACCUAGGACCCAGCCACAGAACCUACUCAACGUGCAGCUCUGUCAGCAGCCCUGAGCCGCCUCCCCCCAGAGGUGCCUUCCAGGGUGGAGGCAGAUGUCCUUAUUGUCAUCUGUGCCUCUUCCUGUUCAUUCAUAUCUGGCUGUGCUUCAAAGAGGGCCCAGCAAGCAAGAACCGGCCUCCAGACACCAAGACCCUCCCUGACCUUCCACUUCCCCUUCUCUUCCAGGAGAAGGUCGUGGGAAGGUCGUGGGAAGGUCACUGGAAGAACAGCCCUGGCUUCUCUACUGCUGAGCACCGGGCAGGACAGGAGGCUGCCCCACACCAGGGCUGCUAUGGAAGCAGCAGGGCUCUUAGGGUUUCAUGGUACCUUAUUUAUGUUAAAAGAAGAAUUAAAUUCUUGUAAGGAG